Molecule: messenger RNA, 3598 nt
Organism: Triplophysa dalaica
Lineage: Eukaryota; Metazoa; Chordata; Actinopteri; Cypriniformes; Nemacheilidae
Gene: cryba4
Product: crystallin, beta A4
Exons: 5
Coding region: 1315-1905 (196 amino acids)
Biological process (GO): lens development in camera-type eye; visual perception
Molecular function (GO): structural constituent of eye lens
Source: RefSeq, a predicted model, not a curated record
AUCCCAAAUUAAUCAAAAUCAUUUAUUAUCUCAUGUUUUUACACUUGCAAUGCUAUUUUUUAAGUCAUGCUUGUGUGUUUAAAGUGAUGAUAAAGUCUUCAGUGAUUAACACAGGUUCAUGUUAUGGAAUAGAAAGAUCCCACAAGGAGAAAUUAUUUGGAAACACAUCUCUUGUUUUCCAAAAUAAAUGAUAUGUGCAUCUUUGGAACAGUGUGUAUUAAUAAAGCACUACAUGAAAUUGAAUUUCACAAUAAACAUCUUUAUUUUUUAGUUUAGAUUGAAUGAUCGUAGAAUGUUUGCAGUAGAGGGUCAUUUAGGUGAGACCUCACUCUUCUCACAGAAACGGAUCAUCAGUGAUGCACAAGGAAAUACCAGGAGCAUUUGCUUGAACAUUUCGUUAUUCAAACCAGCGCUUUUCAAACAUCAACCCUGCGGGGGAAUUGAUUUAAAGCUGAUUUUAUACUGAGCACCAAACCCAGACAUUCGUUUCUAUUCUUCGGUCUCAUUGUCAUAAUGCAGCUGGAUUUGCUCAUAUGUCACAAUAAUAAGAAUUUAUUAUCCAACUUGACUUGAAUGUUUUAUUGCCUCUGUUACUGAUUAUCACACACCUUGUAAAAUGUUCAAAUAAUUUAUGAAGUCAAAGUCUCCUCCAGAUGCAAACAAUAAAACAAUCAAACGCUUGCGUUCACUGGAGCGUCACAAUACAUCAAGGAUCAUGUGUUCCAGGACAACCGCAUCUUCUUGCCUGUACACGGUAACGCCUGAGAUCUCCGAACACCUUUUCUAUUUACGUGUGCAUGUAUGACCCGUGUGUCCAUGGCAAUAGUGUAGUGUUCGCAUUUCUACAGCUGUACAGAUUUUACCCCUCCAUUGUCAGGUGGACAAUGCAGCGCCCCUCCCUCCAUGCUGACCCGGGGCUUUUACUGGGCCCUUUGCCAGGGGAGGCUUUAAAAGGGUAGUUGCACAUGCCAGCCUCCACUCUCACAUCAGGACGUCCCAAGGGCAUCGAAGCGAGGUGAGUUCUUUCGCACUCUUGCUUCAGCUCUCCGGCCCUCAUACACUGUCUCUGUCCACACUCCCCCCGUUCACAGACACGUGCCCGGCCGCUAGCAUGACCAUGAGCUGCCGCUCUCAGACCUGAGACUGUUUGUCGAUUAGUUGACUUUGGUUCAGUUGAUCACCUGCAUGUGUUAUGGUGUGGUGCUUGCAUUUGGAAGUGAUCUAUAAUAUAUCAUUUGUCCAUGAUGAAUCAAACGUUUCAUGCGACUUUGAUUUGCUUGUUCUAACUUGUUUUUUGUUUUUGCCACAGACAAGAUGACUCACCAUUGCACCAAGUUCUCUGGCCAUUGGAAGAUCAUCGUGUACGAUGAGGAAUGUUUCCAGGGUCGCCACCAUGAGUUCACCUCCGAAUGCUGCAACGUCAUGGAGUUCGGGUUUGAGACCGUGCGCUCGCUGAGAGUCGAGAGCGGAGCGUGGGUGGGAUACGAGCACGGAUCUUACCAGGGUCAUCAGUUUGUGCUGGAGCGUGGAGACUACCCUCAGUGCGAUGCCUUUGGAGGAAGCAACGCUUACCACAUCGAGAGGAUGACCUCCUUCAGACCCAUCUCCUGCGUCAACCACAGGGAGAGUAGAAUGACCAUCUAUGAAAGGGAAAACUACCUGGCCCGUAAGGGUGAGCUGAGCGACGACUACCCCUCUCUUCAGGCCAUGGGAUGGUGCAACAAUGAAGUUGGAUCUAUGCGUGUUCAGUCCGGAGCGUUCGUGUGCUACCAGUACCCUGGUUACCGUGGAUACCAGUACAUCAUGGAGUGUGACCGCCACUGUGGGGAGUACAAAAACUUCAAGGAGUUUGGCUCCCAUUGCCAGACCCCUCAGAUUCAGUCCAUCCGACGUAUCCAGCAGUAACUUUACUCCUCCCCGUCUCCCUGACAAACCCCUCAUGCCCCUUUCUGCCCGGUGCUAAAUAAACUGUCUUUCUUAAACUUCAUUGACCUCUUGUUAUACAUCGGUGUCCAGAUAGGGUUGUUCAUUCAAAGCUCAGUGCAGGUAAAAGCUUAUUCGUGCCAUGAAGAAAUAAAGUGAGCAUGGAUUUAAAACUGCUCAUAUUAGUAUAAAAAGUUUAAAACACAAAAUCUAUUGCAUUCGUGCCUAUCUGUGUGUCACUCACUGGUAAUGAAGUCAUGCACUAGCAGUCGUGUUCAGCCAGAGGGCGCAAUAAACCCACAAGGCAAAAUCAUUACAGACCAACUCAAUCAGCUUUACUGAGCAAAUAAAUAUAUUUAUAAUACUGCCCGAUCUAAAACAUGUCUGAGCUGGAGUGUUAUCGUAUAUCAUAUGAUCCGGGACUGAACGCACAAGCCCAAACAAGAAACUUCAUUGCGCUUCGUGCAGUGUUGAUAAAAGAGGUGGGAUGCGCUUACACAACGAUUUGUGUUCAGAUAACAUUUGCGCAUUCGGCUUACUGUCCCAAACCACUUUACGAAUCCAACUAUGGAGAAACCUACGUUCAUGAACAUCACUUACGUAGUGACGUUCAUCCAGUACUGAACGGAUUUGGGGAAGGCGUGACUCGUGAAUGUAAAUAAAGUGACGUCGCCGCGCGCUCCAGGAUGGUUACUAAGCAACGUCAGUACGAUCUCAUUUGUAAUUAGAACGUAGACCUUCACCGUAGUAGGUUGUCAUUUUGCGAAACUCUUAGGAAAAUUAACCACGAUUUUAAAACAAAAAAAACUUUAGCCGAGGUAUUUGUAGUACAACUGUGGACCUACGAUCUACUUUCCACGUGAUUACUAACAGUUACGCGGAUAUAAAGCUGUAUUCGAGAGACGUAAAAAGUAUAAAGGAUGAUCACAAAAAUAUAAAUAAAAACUCAUAUUUAUGUCAUGUGUGAUUAGACCGUUUCAAACCGUUUCUGACUUGUCUUGUGAAUCCCGUUCCGUCUCACCGCGAUACUCCAGUGCCUGGUUUUGUGAGUCCGGCGCCGGGUUUUGCAGCGGAUCGGUCGUUGGGAGGAAGUGCAGCUCUCUGAAGAGACUCAAUUUCACUUCACGACGCGCUGUGGGGCACAGCUCACACCAAGCACUAAAAACAUAAAAUAGUCGUAUAUUACUAUAAGGAUUAAUCGUUGGGUUAUGUCAAAAGGCACUCGAUCCCCGAGGAUCUGAACGGAAUCGGACGGAAGGGUUUUACGCGGACGGAUAUUGUGUUUUCGUUGGACGAUGUCGGAAGAGAUGAAGACUUGGAUCUGCGACCCAAACACGGAUGGAAAAGACAAGACUAGUUUCUUUCGGCAAUAACAUCGGGAAAUCCAAAUCGAGCCUUUUUUGAAGGAAGGUACAUCCAGAGACCCCCGCACGAGCCGUGAAGACGCAGAGUGGGGUUCAGAGACACGUCGUGGUGGUGUUGUUUUAAUAACUCGGUUUCGACCAUGAGAGUUUGAGACAUGCAUGUGAAGUUCCGCAAGAUCUAGAACAGAGAUCGUUUCUCGUUGUAUGUUUUACAUUCGUUGUGGACCAAAGUUUGACCGCAGUAACUGAUUUCUGUGCGUUUCGUCGGACCACGUUUUGUGGACCCAUCGAGUCUUUCUGUUUUUUUUUUU